GACGUGGACGGCGACGGCGAUGUCGAUGCGCUAUCGGCGUCCUACGACGACGACACGAUCGCGUGGUACGAGAACGACGGGUCUCAAUCCUUCAUGGAGCGAGUAAUCAGUAACAGCGCAGAAUGGGCCGUCUUCGUCUUCGCGAUCGACUUGGAUGGCGACGGGGACGUCGACGCGCUCUCAGCGUCCCACGGCGACGACACGGUCGCGUGGUACGAGAACAACGGUUUCGAGUUCUUCACGAGGCGCGUGAUCACAAACUCGGCGGAGGCCGCAAAUUUCGCCUACCCCAUAGACGUUGACGGCGACGGCGACGUCGACGUUUUUUCGGCGUCGCGCAACGACGACACGGUCGCCUGGCACAAGAAUGACGGCUCCCAGUCCUUCACUGAACACCGCACAAUCACGAACUCGGCGGACCUGGUCCUAUGUGUCUUUGCAAUUGACGUCGACGACGACGGCGACGUCGACGUCCUGUCAGCAUCCCACAGCGAUGACACGAUCGCAUGGUACGAGAACGACGGGGCCCAGUCCUUCACGGAGCGCAUCAUCACGACGCUCGCGAAUGGCGCCCACGCGGUCUUCCCGAUCGAUGUCGACGGUGACGGCGACGUGGACGCGCUGUCGGCGUCCUCCGUGAGCGACACGGUCGCGUGGCACGAGAACGACGGAUCCCAAUCCUUCACGGAGCGCGUCAUCAGCAACGCGGCAGACUACGUCCUCGCCGUCUUCGCGCUCGACGUCGACGGCGAUGGCGACGUCGACGCGCUGUCGGCGUCCAAAGACGACGACACGGUCGCGUGGUACGAGAACGACGGCUCGCAGUCCUUCGCCGAGCGCAUCAUCACGAACUCAGCAAACAGCGCCGUCUCCGUCUUCGCGAUCGAUCUCGACCAGGACGGCGACGCCGACGUCCUCUCGGCGUCCCUCGACGAAGACACGGUCGCC
Molecule: messenger RNA, 948 nt
Organism: Aureococcus anophagefferens
Lineage: Eukaryota; Pelagophyceae; Pelagomonadales; Pelagomonadaceae
Exons: 2
Source: RefSeq, a predicted model, not a curated record